Messenger RNA from Kwoniella botswanensis, 1692 nucleotides. RefSeq lists its product as uncharacterized. The transcript has 18 exons. Gene Ontology annotation, molecular function: transmembrane transporter activity. NCBI's taxonomy places the organism in Eukaryota, Fungi, Basidiomycota, Tremellomycetes, Tremellales, Cryptococcaceae. Gene Ontology annotation, biological process: transmembrane transport. Gene Ontology annotation, cellular component: membrane. The record is from RefSeq and is a predicted model, not a curated record. The coding region runs from base 1 to 1692 and encodes 563 amino acids.
AUGAGUCGAUGGGCCGCAGACAGCAGCCGUACGACGGAACAAUACGAGCUCGUCCCCUCUGACCGACGACUGUCAGAGGAUGAUCUGGAUGCUGGGCAUACCAGUGAGGCCUCGGACCUGAACAAUGCAGUCAUCUCCACAAAUGACCUUCCUGGACCUAAACCAACCGCGUCUCAGUCGAGUAGAUUGCGACAUGUACCAGGCGAAGUACCGUGGACCGCUUAUGCGAUUGCUCUUGUAGAGCUGGCCGAAAGAGCAUCAUACUACGGGGUAGGAGGGCUAUUCCCGCAACGUCCUCUCCCUGCUGGUGGUCCAGGAACAGGCGCACCUCCUCCCAACUCCCAACUCACCCCGGGAGCAUUAGGAAUGGGUCUUCAAGUAUCUACAGCUCUAAGCGUCAUUUUCUCUCUAUUGGCAUAUACCACUCCACUACUAGGAGGUAUAUUAGCGGAUAUGAGAUGGGGUAAAUUCAAGGCUAUAGCUGUUGGCACUGGUAUCGCGGGGAUCGCACAUGUACUAUCUGUAUACGCUGCUUUACCAUCCUUGCUUCAGAGUGGAGGAGCGUUCUUACCGUUCUUACUGGGCCUGUUACUUCUUGGUGGAUCAGCAGGCCUGAUCAAAGCCAACAUAGCGCCCAUAAUGGCCGAACAGUACACCCCAUCGUCCAACUAUGUUGAAACACUACCGAAUGGUGAAAAGGUUAUCAUAGACAGAGAGGCAACGAUUCAGAAAAUCAUGUCUGCAUAUUACGGUUCGAUCAAUAUUGGAGCUUUUAUAGCUAUUUCAUCUACUUUUGCUGAGAAAUAUGUCGGCUUCUGGCUAGCCUUCUUGAUACCUGGUUUGAUAUUCCUCAUUAUGCCAUUUAUCCUACACCUAACAUACCCCCAUCUCGUCCCAUCCCCUACACCAUCUUCAUCAACUCUGAUCGAUACGUACCAACAAGCCCGAACCUAUCUGUCCUCAUCCCAACAUAUACGGUACAAAUUCGAAGAAGACGAUUCGAUCGACCAUGCCGAUAAUAUUGAUGAACAUUAUUUCGGUAAAAUCAUACAAGCUUGCAAAUUCUUUUCUUUCUUCAUUAUUUACAAUAUCGCAGAUGGCGGAUUGAACGCCUUGUUAACCAGUCUAGCUGGGUCGAUGACCACAAAUGGUGUACCAAAUGAUUUCCUUGGACAUGCAAAUCCACUGGUCAUCGUUGUAUCGAUACCACUACUAAAUCGAUAUGUAUAUCCUUAUUUCGCUGCCAAAAGGAUCGCCUUUGGGCCUGUCAAAAGGGUUAUAAUGGGAUUUCUGUUGGCCGCUGCAGGUAUGGCUUGGGCAGCUAUCAUACAACAUGGUGUAUAUCAAACUUCGCCUUGUGGAUAUCAAGCUACGACCUGUGAGGAAGGAAGUGGUGUAUCAACUCUGAGUGCAUGGUUAGUAUUGCCCUCUUUCAUCUUAUCAGGAUUAAGCGAAUCGUUCGCUGUAGUAAGCGCAAUGCAAAUAGGAUACAUGCUAUCCCCUCCUUCUUUACGUUCGAUCAUCAAUUCCCUAUUCCUAUUCACCCAGGCAUUAUCAGCUAUGUCAAUAUUGAUUUUCUUGCCAAUAAUGAAAGAUCCAUAUCUCGUUUGGCCAUUCGUGAUUACCACGAUCAUAACGCUGGUCGCUACUUGGUUCGUAUGGAGGUUCUUCUCACAUUUAGAUAAUAGAUAA